Ipomoea nil (Japanese morning glory) is the source of this 1452-nucleotide messenger RNA. Its product is annotated as protein FAR1-RELATED SEQUENCE 5-like. NCBI's taxonomy places the organism in Eukaryota, Viridiplantae, Streptophyta, Magnoliopsida, Solanales, Convolvulaceae. Gene Ontology annotation, biological process: regulation of DNA-templated transcription. Bases 1 to 1452 code for a protein of 483 amino acids. The record is from RefSeq and is a predicted model, not a curated record. Gene Ontology annotation, molecular function: zinc ion binding. The transcript is spliced from 2 exons.
AUGUGGAUUGUUUCGAAGCAUGAGAAGUUGCAUAAUCACGAAUUGGUUCCACCAAGCAAGAGUUACCUUCUAAGGUCACAUAGGAUGGUGUCUAGGAAUCAUAUUUCCUAUCUUACUGAUUUGAAGAGCAGUGGUGUGUCUGUUGCAAAUGGUGUAAGAUUCCUUAAAACACAAUCAGGGGGAUCACCACUUGUUGGUUUUACAAGUAGGGAUGCAUAUAACUCUUUAUGUACCGAUGCAUUUAACAAAUUGGAUGGGACUGAUUCAAACACACUGAUUGAAAUAUUCAAACGGAGGCAGUCAAGUGAAAGGGAUUUUUACUUUGAUUUUGAGGUGGAUUUGGAGUCAAGGAUGGUUAAAACAUAUAAAUGUCACAAUAAUCAUUGGAUUGAAAAGCUUUAUGGGUGUAGAGAAAAAUGGUGUCCUGCAUUUAAUAAAGAUUAUUUUUUGGGUGGGAUUUUAUCUUCUCAAAGGAGUGAGACCACAAACCACUCUAUUUCUAGAAGGUUGUCUAAGACAUCUGGUCUGUGUGAUUUUUAUAACUCAUUUGUUGGGGUUAUAUCAGAGUGGAGAAGUAGAGAGAAUGGGGAAGAUGUUCGAUGUUCACAAGGUGUACCUACAAUGGUGAUGGAUAAUGUUAAGAUUCUGUUGCAUGCUAGGGAAAUUUAUACAAUUGAGAUAUACUAUUUGUUUAAAGAACAAUUUUUGAAAGGUGGAUCAUGCUAUCAAGAGUGUGUGAUGUUGGAAGAUGGUGUGUACAAGUAUCAUGUUUGGAGGCCUGAUGUUGAUAUUAUUAGGCAUGAAGUGAUCUUUAACAAUAGACAAAUGGACAUUGGAUGUAGUUGCAAGUUGUUCACUGAAUUGGGGAUUUUGUGUUGUCAUUGUUUACGCAUUCUAAAUGUGCAUUGUGUUUCUGAAGUCCCUGAGAAGUAUAUUUUGAAUAGGUGGACUAAAAAAGUUGUUGAAGUUGAUAAUUUUGAUAUAAUGUCUAGAGUUGAUAGUGGUAAUGGUGCAUCUUCUGUUUGGUUAUUAGAAAUCAUUAGGAAAUUUCAGAGGCUUGCUGUUUACAGUCAGGAAAAUAUCGAAGGACGGAAGAUUUGUGAAGAAGCAAUUGCAGAUGCAAGGAGAAGACUUGAAGCUGAAUGUGGUGGUAGUUUAUUUGAAGAAUGUGACAUAGGAUCGUCAAGUGGUGUUAUAAAGGAUCCAUCUACUAGGUGGAUGAAAGGGUUGCGGAAUAGGAGGGUGAGCAGUGUUAUUUCAAAGAAAUAUAACAAAGCAAGGGGACGGAAGCAUCUUGCACAUAUGGUUGCUUCCAAAAUAAAAUCUGCUGUUCAGUCUCAAGUUGAGGAUGAUAUUUUAAAUAUUGCUGGGGAUGGAUAUCUUGUGCAUCCAAGUUCCGGAGGUUCUAAUUUUUGUCACGUUAGCACAAUGUCAAGUAUGGAGGACAAUUAA